UUAGAAGGCCUCCGUUGCGGGCAGCGUCUUGAGGGCCGCUCGGCCGGGAGGGGCGUCCACACACAGCAUUUUGAAACAGGCAUCCUUGCCUGCAAACACACACAUCGCCACACGUCAGGGGGAUGAAUGAACGCAUCGCUUGCCAAUGCCCACAAUGCGCCCAACCGCAGCCCAUGCAGCCCACCUAGGUACCUACCUGGGAAGGUGCCUCGAUAAACGUGGAGGCCCCCCUCCUUUCUCGCCAAAGAGGACAGACGAAAGAUCCGCCCGUCCCCCUCUCAAUCCGACGGGUCGCCUCGAUGAAUGGCUGCUGGUCUCUUAUGUCGUUUAGGUAGCCCAGCAUGUGGCCGAAUCCCUCUGGCGCCUCAAGCAGUCCGCCCUCCACGUAGUCGGGAACGGGAUGGCGGACCUUUGAUGUUGACCGCGACUUCUUCUUUCCGCUCUUCCUUUUCAUCUUCUUCUUCAGUCCCAUCACCUCGAUCUUUGUUGCGUCGAUGGCAUCCUCGAGGGUACCUCUUCCGGUCAGAGGUCUAGCUGCUCUUGCGAGAGCUGGACCAUGUUGACUGGCGGGAGGCAGUGUGGCUUCUCCCGCCUCCAGCUGUCUGUCUGUCUGUCUGCCUGUCUGUCUGCGUCAGUUGGUAUCAGUCAAACGUACCGCAUAGCGCUGGAGCGUAGGCCUCAAACCGCUCCACAAGUGCCUCCUUCCGCAUGGUGUAUGAAGAACCACCUGACCGGCAGACAGAGAAGGAGUCCAACCAACGAUGCAGUCAGUGUGUGCGUCGUCUGUCGCUCUGUGCUGUGCUCCAUUGCCGGGCGGCUCGGCUUCUUACUCUCGAGCAGGUACGUCACCAAGGGGCGCACCCUGAGGAUGCUGUGGAGGAGGGAGGAGAGCCAGCAGCUCUGGUCGAUGUUGACAAACACCACCUCCCGAGGCCACUGCACGCACACAGCCACAACACAGUGCACCAUGCCCCGAGAGACACGGUAUACCCUCCAGGUCGCUCACCCUUUGUGUCCACUGCUCGUCGUACGCUGUCGGCGUGGCGAAAUGGGGGCUGUUGGACACAACGGCGAGCGUGGAGGCUCUGCCCUUGGCUGCGGCCGGUGGAGUCGACGGACCUACCUCGUGACGAGCAGCGUCUCCCAGAGUAGUGAGGACUCUGGUGCCUUGUCGUUGGCUCGUGUGGCGCGGGCUCCCCUCCCCAGACGACCGAGGUUCUCUUUGCUCUUGUCCAUCCACACAUACGAAUCAACCAGGCCUACAGCUGUGUGUCUGUCUGUCUGCGUCAGUUGGUAUCAGUCGAACGUACCGCUUAGCGCUGGGGCGUAGGCCUCAAAGCGCUGAACCAGUGACUUCUUCCGCUGAGUGUACGACGUGGCACCUGAUCGACAGACAGAGAGGGAGUCCAACCAACGAUGCAGUCCGUGUGUGCGUCGUCUGUCGCUUUGUGCUGUGCUGCACUGUCGGGCGGCUCGGCUUCUCACUCUGCACUGCCAGCAGGUAUGUGGCCAGGGGGCGCACUCGCAGGAUCUUCUGCAGCUCUGAUCUGAUGAGAGCCAGCAGCUCUGGUCGAUGUUGCAGAAGACCGCGUCCCGCGGCCACUGCAAGCCACGCAUACAGCCACAACAGCACAUACCACAUAGGAGUGCACCAUGCCCCGAGAGACGAGGGAUACCCUCCAGGUCGCUCACCCUUUGUGUCCACUGCUCGUCGUACGCUGUCGGCGUGGCAAAGUUGGGGCUGUUCGAGGCCACUGUGAGCGUCGAUGCCCUGCCCUUGGCUGGGGUCGGUGGAGGGUGACGGGGCGAUGGCGAUGGCGCCGCUGAUCGGCAUCGGGCCUCUCGGCCUGUGGACGACAUGGUGGGCUGGGGUGCGUACUUUCCUCGGAAUCUCAUUUUUCGCGAGAGGAGCGGCUGUCUGUUCAAAGC
This is a messenger RNA of Vitrella brassicaformis, 1929 nucleotides long. The record is from the annotation of a GenBank genome assembly. NCBI's taxonomy places the organism in Eukaryota, Vitrellaceae.